This is a messenger RNA of Mytilus californianus (California mussel), 11149 nucleotides long. RefSeq lists its product as uncharacterized. NCBI's taxonomy places the organism in Eukaryota, Metazoa, Mollusca, Bivalvia, Mytilida, Mytilidae. Gene Ontology annotation, molecular function: protein binding. The transcript has 22 exons. Bases 66 to 7307 code for a protein of 2413 amino acids. The record is from RefSeq and is a predicted model, not a curated record.
UAUUCGGCCAUUUUAGAACGCCAUUUAAAAGGAAUGUACUACAUCUCCUUAUUCUAAUAAGACACAUGGAUGAUCUGACGUUUGUUGAUAGGCUAAAAAGAGCAGUUAAUACGGAUGAUGCCGACGAACUCCUCCGUUUAUGCUGUGAUAGUUCAAAAAGGAAGGAGAUUUUGAAUUUUAAAGACGAUGCUGGACAUUGUUUAUUACAUCGGGUUGCUGGUUCUGGUACCGUUGACCUUAUGCGAACUUUGAUGGACAUGGGUGCUGAAGAUAAUGAAGACGAUUGCAUUGAAUUCGAAAAAACAUGUUUACAAACUGCCUGUUCCCAUGGAAACACAGAGGUCGUGAAAUAUUUUUUACAAACUGACGAGGGCUUAGAGGAUGAGGCGUCAAAAAUUGAAUACAACGACUGUUAUGAACUAUUUUAUUUUGCUGCAAAAUCUGGGAACAUUGAAACAAUAAAAAAUUUACAGAAAAAAAGCCAAUUAGAUAUUAAUCAAGUUUUCUCAAAUGGAAGUACUGCAUUAUUGAUGCUUGUGAAAGAUAAUGACUCAAAAGGCGUUGAAAUUUUAUGUAAAUGUGGAGCUGAUGUUAAUAUUGGAACGAUCGGUAAAACUAAAAAUCGAACUGGACUAAAAGCUAUCCAUACAGCUUCAAGAGGUUUCAAAAAUUGUGCAGAAAUGAUCCAAAUACUCUUAAAGUAUGGUGCGAAUGUAAAUGAACCGCUUAUAAGAAAUAACCUUAACCAGCAACCCCUUUUUAUGGCUUUAUCAAUGGGAAAUGAAGGUAAUGCUAGAGUGCUAUUAGAGCAUGGCGCUGAUAUAUCAUACAAGGGGGAAACUUUGGAAGGAACAAUUGGUUGUUUUUGUCUAGCGAUAAAGAAAUGUCCAUCGCUUGUUCUAGACUUUAUCAAACGUGGUGCAAACCUGUACGAGACACACCAAAAAAGUUCAGUUCUGAUGAUUGCUUUAGACAGUAACGCAGGAAGUGAGUCUAUUGAGGCUUUAGUUGAAGCUGGUGCAAAUUUAAAUUUUGGAAGAGACGGCAAAAAUGUGAUACAGUGUUGCACACAUUAUGACCAGCUGAAAUCAUUUCUUAAUGCUGGAAUAUCUGUGCAGGAUAUCGAGUGCAAUUACAAAGUACCUACAUUAGGAUUGGCUUUGCAUACUUUGCUAAGUAAUAAUAUCUAUACUUUUGGACGAUCGGGUCUGGAAAUUGAAAGUCAGGAAUUAGAAUUGAUUAAAAAUGAUGUAGCGGAUUUAAUUUCAAACGGUGCCAAUCCAGAUUUAUCAACCCAGGAACUGGAAAUACCGUUGAUUACAGCAACCAAAAAUCGUCUGCAAGGUGUUUUCGAAAUGUUAAUAGCUGUAGGUGCCAACAUACAUCAACUUGGAAAAGAUGGCAAUUCAGCUGUUCAUGUGUGCUGCAUAGAGUCAAACUGGAAAUUCUUGGAAAUUCUGAUUACAGCUGACACAGACCUAAAUAAAGCCAACGCAAAAGGAGACUAUCCUCUAGAGCUUGCUAUAAAAGGAAACCCAGAUUUGUACUCAGAAGUUCGUAGAUUUAGCAAAACAAAUGUUAACAAUACAAGCGUGUUGGAAGAUAUUAUCACAAAAAUGCUAAAUAAAGGAGCAAAUCCGAACCUUACUAAAGGUGGUAAAAAUUCUCCUUUAAUAUUAGCUAUAAUGGAAAGAUUAGACAAAAUUGUCGAAGUAUUACUUCAUGCCGGUGCUGAUGUAUCUCAUAUUGGUAAAAACAAGACUACAGCAUUUGCAUCUUGUUUAAGAAAUGGACUCAAGAAGACCAACACCUUAAGAAUACUUAUAGAAAAUGGGUUACCACUGAAUCAGCCAAAUUCUGCCGGAAAGUAUCCUCUUGAAUUUCUGAUCCAUAAACGUUGUGAUUGUACCUUAAUUUCAUUAAUGCUUUCAAACGGAGCCGAUCCAAAUAUCAUAGCAAAGGAAAAUCCUGUUUUAACCAGGACAGUAAAAUUGAAACUGUAUGAUGUGUGUAUAGACCUGUUAGAUGCAGGGGCUGAUAUAGGCGUGAAAGAUGAAGAUGGAUGUACUGCAUUCGAUAUUUUUACAAGACAAUUAAAAGAACAGAAUGAUUUCCGCCGAUAUAAUAUACAAGGAUCAGCACGCGAACUUUUAAAAAGAUUUGUUUUGGCUGGAAUCGACGUAAAUCAACAAACCGUGUCUGGAACAUAUCCCAUAUUUUUGGCUGUUUCUAGUGGUGCAGAAUAUGUGAUUAAAGUUAUGUUAGAUAAAGGAGCAGAUGUUAAUGUCGUGAAUGAGUAUGGAAACACACCAUUGGUUGAAGCCAUCUUUCAUUAUUUAGAUGAUAUUGUACAACAACUUCUACAUUCCGGAGCUAAUGUGAACCAAAUCUGCAAAGAAAAAACUCAACUUCGCACAGACAACAUUAACAGAACAGGUUAUACUGCAUCCCAUCAUCGUGUUUUGAAGUCUAUGGAAGAUAUGGAAGACACUUCCAAUCAUAAGUUUAAGAGCUGUAUACUGACGAAAAUAAUAAAAAGUCGGCAAAUGAUAUUAAAGAAGAAACGAGAUUUUGUUGGCUUACUUUUGGAGUUUGGAGCUGAUCCUAAUUUCGAAAAAUCCGGACACGAUUCAUGUCUUAUGCACGCUGUCCAACAGGGUGAUCCUGUAUUGGUAAAGACUCUACUUAAUGCAAAAGCAGACAUUAAUCAUAUUGGAAACAAGGGAUAUACAGCUUUGCAUAUCUAUUUCUUGAAUAGUAUGCAUAGAUCAGAAAAAGCAUUAUGCAGAAAACUACUUGAACGAUCAGUAAUUCUUGAAUUUGAAGAAGAUGAUUCGUCCAUUCUUCAAACUUUGCUUGAGUAUGGUGCACCAACUAACGUAUCGUGCACUGAUGGAGACUUGCCAAUUCACAUAGCUGUUUCAAAUUGCACGACAUAUAAUGCAUUUGAAAGUAAUGUAGAUGAUAUAAUUUCGAUGAUUGAUUUAACGAAAGAUUUAAAUGUACCAGACAAGAAGAAAAGUACACCAUUUCUAGAUAUCAUCAAGUUUUGCAACCUAGACGUUCUAAAGAAGAUGGUGGAACUAGGAGCUGAUGUUAAGUCAAAAGGAACUAAUGGAAACACUGCUCUUCAUGUUGUCGUGGAAAAGAAGAAGUUUAGCAAAGAUAUUGUCUCGUUUCUCUUGCAAAAUGGAGCAGAUAUUAACGCCAUGAACGACCCUAAGGAAACGCCAUUGAUUUUGUGUAUGAAAAGAGGAUCGAACUAUGCAACCGUUGACAACAUAUCAUUCUUGUUGGAAAAUGGUGCCAAUGCAAAUAGUUGUGCCGAUGGGUCAAAUUCUGCAUUAUUGGAGGCGAUUUCAUUUGAAUCGUUUCAUGUUGCUUCAGCUUUGAUAGACCAUCAAGCCAAUUUAAAACAUAUUGGAGAAAAUGGAAAUACAGUACUUCAUGCUCUUUUCUCAAAAGAAAACAAGCGCGAGAUACAACCUCGCACAUAUUUCGAUAAUUACGCCUUGUAUGACUCAAAUGAUGGCACAACAUAUGCUGGUUUUACGUCGUUUGAUAAACCAAUAGUCAAAAGAUAUGCGGUAUCAAUCAAAUCGGAUGGACAUGAGGAAAGAGUAGAAAAACAGAUAUGCGAAGUUUUAGAAAUCGCUGUUGAACUAGUGGAUGCAGGAGCAUGUUUAAAUAUUGUCAACAAAGAUGGACAUACUCCUCUUUACUGUCUCAUUAAGGAGAAAGAUACAACUACCAUUGAAUCAGUGCUGCCAUAUCUUAUAGAGAAAGGAUCUGAUCCUAAUCUAGGUUACGAUUUGCCAUUAAUUGCUUCUGUAUAUUUAAAUCAAACCACAACAACAAAAAUGCUUUUGGAGCACGGUGCUGAUGUAAAUAGAACGAAUUCUCUGGGAAAUACAGCUCUUACAACAACUUUGAAUGAUUACUGUCACCCCAAAACAGGGUAUAAGAAAGAAAUAAUAGAUAUCCUACUGAAAUCUGGAGCAUCUGUUACUCUCACAGACGGCAAUGGAAAACAACCACUGUUACUAUUAAUUAAUUCCGUAACACAGCGUGCAGACUUUUACCAUGAAUACUCUGAUUAUGACAAGGAAGUAAGCCAGACAGUUUUAAAACUGAUUGGAAAGGGAGCGGAUCCUAAUGCCAUCGAAGUGGAUGAAGACUCUGCUUUGAUCCUAGCAGUACAAUAUAAGUUGCUAACAAUUGUUAGAAUUCUUUUGGAAUCAGGCGCAGAUAUUAAUCAUCUAGGAAAAAAUGGUCAAAAUGUUUUACAUUGUUACUUCCGUUACAAUGGAAUCAUUCAAUUUUACGAUAAUAGAGGUUCAAAAUCCCUUGAAAUACUGGAAUUACUUUUAUCAAAACACCUUAGAGUAAAUCUUCAGGAUAAUGAUGGAGCUACUCCGUUACACCUGUCAAUAAAAAAUCAGAAUAUUGAAGGCGUGAAGAAACUUCUGUCUGCCGAAUCAGAUAUUUUACUACAAGGAAAGGAUGGGUUAAAUGCGCUUGAGCUCUGUUUGACUUUGAGGGCGGACCGAGAUAAGUGCUUACAAAUUCUAGAUGCGCUUACCGAUCAUCAACUCUUGGAUAGGAAUGUUGAUGUCUUCUUCCGUAAAUUUUGGGAAUACAUUAAAUCAAAUGAGUUUCAAGGAGACAUGAAAAAUCUCGACAGUGUAACAUGUAAGAUAUUGACCACUGGAGAAGAUGUAAAUGUUAAUUUUGCCAAAGAAAUGGACGACUCACCACUUAUUUAUUUUUGUCGACUUGGAUGCCUUCAGUCUUUAAAGAUGUUAUUGGUCCACAAUGCAGAUGUAAACCAUGUUGGGAAUAUGGGAAUGACUGCGCUACAUCACAUCAUUAGUUUGAAAAACUAUGAGCAUGCUGUUCCCUUAUUUGAUUGUUUGCUUGCUGCAAGUCCACGGUUAGACAUUUCUGAUAGUUUUGAUGAGACAGUUCUGAAAAGUGCAUUUAAAAUCCUGUGUGGAAUGGGUACAUCAGAAUGGAAUUAUUAUGAUGCCAGCUUAAGAGUUCGUAGACAUAACUAUGUAAGCACAUACAUCCAGAAAAUGUUAAAGGCUGGUGCGACUCCUGAUCCAAAUGAUUUGAAUGAUGCAUUACGUGUGUUUGCCAUGAGGAACGAUUUCAGAGGACUUGAAUGUCUUAUACGUCACGGAGGGGACUACCGUAAAACAGACGAAAAUGGAAAGUCCAUUUUACAUUUGUGUUGGUUAGAAUCUUUAGACGGUGCAUUGGAGUUUUUACAGUUCUUUGUUGAUACCGGAUGUUUAAUGAAUAAUAUUGAAUCGGUGAAAAAUUCAAUAAUGUUGUCAUUGUUGUCCGGAGACACACAUGCUAAUGGGAUUACAGAACGGGAUGAUAAAAUAAAAGAUAUAGUUUCGUUUUUAAUCAAAAAUGGAGCAUGCAGAGGGAAAAAUAAAGACGGAAAUGGGCCACUUCACAUAGCUGCUAAGAAUGGCUACCUGGCGACUAUAGAAGUACUUUUGCAAUUCGGCAAGGAUUCAGUAUUUGACCACAACGAAGCUGGAGAUACAGCUAUUCAUGUUUGUCUGAAAAAUCCAAAGGUGAAUGUAUGUGACAUUAUCGAAACCAUGCUAGAAAAUCAAACCUCAAACCAGCUGUGUCAAAAUUUACAUGGGGAAUCUCUAUUGUACCUUGCUACGAUUGUUUGGCGAAGGCAACUAAUCGACAUUUCUUGGAAAAAACAAUUGAUCGACGUUUCUACGAUAACGUCGCAGUUGGUAGCAACAUUACUCAGGAAUGGGGUUAAUCCUAAUGAUCACACCCAAGACCAAAUACCUUUACUGUCUGCUUUGGAAGCCAGAGAUAUCCAGACAUCGACUCUCCUAUUAGAAGCUGGUGCAAAUAUCAAUGCAACAAAUUAUGAAGGAAUUUCAGGACUCCAUACUAUUUUUGGACUGAAUAGUAAAAAAGAAAACGACCUUUGUCUUGCACAGCUUCUGUUGGAACAUGGAAUAAAUGUUAAUUUGGUAGAUAAAGAUGGAAGAUCUGGUUUAUUUUUCUUGGUUAUAAAGCACCAGCAAAAUUAUCACAGUUACUGCCACUCAGAUGGUAACUCCUUUGAGGACGUUUUCAACGUUCUUUUAAAGCAUGGCGCUGAUCUAAAUAUUUGUGACAAUCUAAACGAGACAGCUCUAAGCUCUUACAUUAAUUCUGAAACAGUUUUAGACAUAGCGAAUGUUUUGUUGAAAAGCGGAGCGGACCCAAAACUUGGAUACUGUCUUCAAAAUUAUAUUCAGAAUUAUAGAAAUAUCGACUCCUGGAUUUCUUUUAUACAUUCCCUGCUGCAGAAGGGUGCUGAUCCGAAUAAACGUAAAGCAAACGGGUCUAACUUAAUUGACUGUGUUUGGUAUCAAGACAGCCGUCUUGUUGAAGAGAUAAUAAAUUAUGGAGCUGAUGUCAAUUUUGCUGAUGACAUGAAGAAAACAGCUUUACAUUAUGCUUGUGCAAAAGGUCAGUUAGAGGAUAGAUAUGAAAUGGCAUCACUUCUCGUGAAAUGUGGAUCUAAUUUAAAUGCAGUGUCUACGACUGGGGAAAGACCUCUUGAUGUUUUAGUGCAGCAUAUGAUCAAUGACAUUAAAGGUCUCCAGAUAAAAGAGGAAAAAGAAGAACAAUACGGCUUUAUAACGGUAGACGUGUCCUUAUUGAAUAUACUUGUUUGUGGAGGUGCAGAUUUAGGUCCUGUGUCACUUGAAUCAAUCGAUCCAAAAACCAAAGAUUUAUCCGCUCGAGAAAUGCAGUUACAAAGUCAAAUUAUCAAUCGGCCAGUCCUGUUCAAUUUGAUAACUAAUGGACUCUUCAAAACUGCAGAAUAUUUGAUACGUAGUGGAUGGGAUGUGAAGAAGGAAGAAUGGUUCGAUGCCUUUGAUGUCUCUAAGCGUACUCCUGAAAAUGUCGAAAUAAAGUACCGUGUCUAUAAACGACAUGAUAUUGAAACGAAAAAAGCAGAAUUUCAAUCAUUCUUGGAGAAAAUUGAUAGAGGUCCAAAAUCCUUAACAGAUAUAUGCAGAAAAGCAAUUCGACAUCAACUCUUAAUGGUUUCAAAUGGUUCUGAGAUUGAAACAAAAAUUUCAGCACUUCCGCUUCCAGCAAAAAUCAAACGUUUCAUAUGUUUGAAAGAAUUUAUGAACGACGACGAAAUUAUUCAGAUUGAAAGAAUGGAAUCGAGCAGGGUCAAUCAUGCCCAAUAUGAUUCAGAUGGCUUUUAUGAUGAUUAUUAUAAUGAUUACUGUUAUGAUAGUAGUGAUUCAGAUUAGUAACAAAAUAGAAAAGGUUUAUAUCAUACCACAUAUAGCUGUGAAAUGCGAAAUUGUAGCAACUAAUCUUUUGUGAAAUUCAGUUUUAUAUACACCUUUAUAACGGUAAAUAAUUUGGUGUCUUACUUUUAUUCGUACUAAAAUAUGUAUAAUUAUUUUUAUGCUACUGUCUGUUCACUACACGUGAGAAGAAAAACAUAAUUGGAUGUUUCCGUUCAACUAUUCGUUAUAACACACACAAAUUAGGUCAGACUAUAUGCAUUUAUAGCUAAUUAUAUGACAUGAGUUUUGCUCAUUUUUGAAAGCCGCGGGGUGAUCUAUAAUGUUUCUUUCUAUGUCAUUUGGUCUCUGAUGGAGAGUUGUCGCCUUGGCAACUAUACCAUAGUUUCUUAUAUUUAUAUUUUAUAUAUAAGAUUAGCACAAAAUAGUUGCAAUUUGUGAUAAAAAGAAGUUUUUAUUUUUGGUUAAUAUAUAAAUCAUAGUUAUUUUGUAUUUUUCGACUAUGUUAACAUUUUUCAUGAUCCCGCCGUAGUGGAGGGAGGAUAAAUUGUUACCCUUGUCCUAACAGCCUCAUUUAUGUACAAAAUAAUGAACUAAAAACAAUUAUGUUACACAGCAACUAAUGACAACCACUGAAUUACAGGCUACUGACUUGCGAUAGGCACAUACAUAAUAAGACAGUCGUUAAAAUCGUUUGAAGGCGCCAUUACUCCACCUAACCUUAGACAGUGGUGUAACAGUACAACAUAAGAUGAUAAAAUUUGUCUCAAUCAAAUGAUAUUAAACUAAUACAGAAUGCUUAUUAACACUAAACAAAAAUCAUGUUUGAAUUUUAUCGUUCUUGAGUUAUGUCUUUUUAUACCGUCUAAUGCAAGCGGCGGGGGUAUCAGCUGUGUCCAAUUGAUACAUUCUCUAAAUAUUUUCACUAUGUUAGAAUAGUCUAUAUCCCAAAACGUAGUGUUUCUAAUUCCGCAUUGUACUGUAUUGCUUCAAAAUUAAAUGUUCGUCAAAUCCAGAUAUUAAAACGAGCGUCCUCAUUAUAUUUAAUAUAUUAUAAUAUUAACACAAAAUCAUUAUGUAUUUUAAUUUUAAAUGAUUCGCAUAUUUACAAAUACGUGAAUGUAAUUUAUUCAUAGGAAUUAUUUCCUUGGUUUACACUUCCUUAGACAAUAUCGCCAAAACUACUUUCGGUCUCCUGUUUUAUUUAGGUUUUUCCUUUCACGAUAAGGAAAGACAUUACCGUAUUCCUUCUGAUUAUUAUUAGGUCUUUCCACUUUUCCGUGGAAAGAUCUAUUGGUUUUCUUCUGAUUAUUAUUAGGUCUUUCCACUUUUCUGUGGAAAGACCUAUUGUAUUUGUUCUGAUUAUUAUUAUUUUUUCUCCCGCAAAAUUUAGUUAUCGCGUAAAAUUUUUGUUUCGCAAUAUUUCGCGAAGAUAUUUCUUAUAUAGUAUCAUACAGUUUAUGCGCUUUUUAUUUUCACCCAUUCUAAAAUUUAUUUUGUAAGAGUUAUCUUCCUAUUCACUGUUUAUCAAGUGUGUGCAUCUCCUUCGUAACAAAAAAAGAUAUCGACAAAAUUCUUUUUCUAAAUUAAUCGUUACAUCCUCAGGAAUUUUUGGCUAAUUUGGAUCGAAGCGAUUCGAUGAAAUUUUAAAGGAGUUAUCUUCCUUUACCAAAUAAAUUUGUCGGUAUAUUUUUUUAACUCAUAAACCGUUAACCGUAUAACCCUUGAAUCUUUUUAUUUGAGGUCCCUCGGUCCUAACUUAGAAAAUGAGGUCAAGGUCAAAGGUCAAGGUCAAGUUCUCAGUUUUGACUUUUCCUUGUUUUUGCAUUUCCUCAAACACUUUUAAAGAUAUAUAUGAAAGAACAAGUGCAAAAUGUUCAAAAUUUUGAUUAUGGCUUGUUAUCACUUAUUUUCAGAAAUCUUUUAAGAUAGCAACAAAAUAUGUUUACACAAUUAUUAGUUGCGACAUGUGGUAACACGGAAAUCUUAGUUGAAAGGGUACGCAGACAUUUAAUGGGAGUUUUCGCCCCUUUGAUAUCUAAUAUUAACUGAAUGGUAUUAUUACUUAUUAACAAUAUAUAGUAGAGACCUAGAGUCUUUUGAUUUGAGGUCCUUUUUUCAUGACCUUGAAAUUGGGGUCAUGGUCAAAUUUUGAUUUUACGUUCUAGAUUUUGACCUUUGCUUUAACUUUUAAUGUAUGCAUGAUAAAGCUAUAGGACUUUGUGCAGUAAGUUGCAAGUCAUAUGACCUUAUAAAAAUCAACCGGAAAUGACCUUUUGUAAACCGGAAGUAGCUAUUUUUUGUACAAAUUAAAUGUAAAAGUACAUAGAACCAUAUAUUUUUGGAAUCAGUGUCAAGUUAACUAUCAAAUGAUACAGGAAGUGACAUUUUUAAACCGGAAGUAACAAAUUAUCUCCCUUAUUUCAGACAAAAAGUAUAAAAACAUAUAUUUUUAAAUACAGCGUACAAUAAGCUAUCAUUUUGCACUGGAAAUGACAUUUUCAACUUGAUUUAAAAUUUUCAUGUCUAAGAUAUUGUUACGGGUGGAAAGACCUUCAAUUGUUCGCUGAACAAUUAGAUUUUAUACGACCGCAAACAAAUUUUGCGGUCAUAUAUUGGUAUGACGUUGGCGUUGUAUUCGUCGGCGUCGUCGUCGGCGUCGUCGUCCGAAGACACAUUGGUUUUCGCACAAUAACUUUAGUUUAAGUGAAUGGAUCUCUAUGAAAUUUUACCAUAAGGUUCAAUACCACAAAGGAAAGGUAAUGAUUGAUUUUGGGGGUUAUGGUACUAGCAGUUGAGGAAUUAGGGGCUAAAAAGGGGCCAAAAAUAAGCAUUUUUGUCAUUUCCAGUCAAUAACUUGUGUGUUAAGGUAUGGAUCUCUCUGAAAUUUUACCACAAGGUUCCAUAUCACAAAAGGAAUGCUGGGAUUGAUUUUGGGGGUAAUUGCUUCAAAUUUUAGGAAUUAAUGGCCAAAAAAGGGGCAAAAAACAAGCAUUUUUCUAGUUACAUGACAAUAACUUGUGUGUAAGUGUAUGGAUCUUUCUGAAAUUGUACUACAAGGUUCCAUAUCACAAAGGGAAAUUUGGAAUUGAGUUUGGGGGUAAUUGCCCAAAACAUUUAGGAAUAAGGGACCAAAAAGGGCUACAAAUAAGCAUUUUUCUAGUUUCAUGACAAUAACUUGUGUGUAAGUAUAUGGAUCUCUCUGAAAUUGUACUGCAAGGUACCAUACCACAAAGGGAAGGCUGGGAUUGAUUUUGGGGGUAAUUGCCCUAAACGUUUAGGAAUAAGGGACUAAAAAGGGGCAAAAACAAGCAUUUUUCUAGUUUUAGGACAAUAACUUGUGUGUAAGUGUAUGGAUCUUUAUGAAAUUGUACUACAAGGUUUCAUAUCACAAAGGGAAUGCUGGGUUUGAGUUGGGGGUAAUUGCCCUGAACGUUAAGGAAUUUGGGGUAAAAAAACAAGCAUUUUUUUAGUUUCCAGACAAUAACUUGUGUUCAAGUGUAUGGAUCUCUCUCAAAUUGUACUGCAAGGUACCAUACCACAAAGGGAAGGCUGGGAUUGAGUUUGGGGGUGAUGAAUCAUAAGGGGGUUCAAAAAUUUGGGGGUCGGAUUUUUUUUCCUAUUUCUUUCUAUUUGACAUUUGUAUCCCCUUUUACAAUUAAUUCGAGUUUCAUACAAAUAUUGUUUCCUGAAAAAUCAGGAAGAUUAUUUAUGUAACAAAUGGACGAUAUAAUUGAAGUUCAAUAAUAAUAUGUCAUGCCAAGCACUUUGAAAAAUUGCAAAUGCAAAUGUUCAAAGAUAUAUUCGAAAUAAAUACACUCCUAUUUGUUUUUAUUAUUAGA